AACAUUUUAUUUUUUUAAAUGGCAAAAUCGGCGCCAAAAAAAUACCGAUUUCCGAUUGUUAUGAACCUAAUUUAUCAGCCAUUCCGAAUAAUCGGUCGACCUCUAGUUGAGGCCUGAACUCUCUGACCUCUGGAUAGAUAUGAUGUUGCCAGCACGUUCAUGCCUCUCCACUGCCCCCCCCCCCCGGCUGGCAACCCCAGACCAUGCCUAGCCUGUGGUACAUCUGCAUCGUUCCUCCCCAGCAUCGGCAGGCCGGGGCCUGUCUCUCUCUGAGGCUCAGCCCUACCCCUGGCUGCCUGUCUGUCACGGAACCUUGCCCUAAUGAAGGCAGAAGGGCUGCUGUGCUACUGCCUGCUCUUCAUCAUUCCUGCCACAGCCAAGGUUCACUAAUUAAGACGCUCGGCCCUGCACAUUAUAAAGCAUCUGGGUCAUUAGCAUGGGGUCAAAUGGCAUUCGGGGGGGGGCACUGUCAUCAACCUGCUGGCUGACCUCUCAUGGCGAGCCAACGGGGUUUUGGCUGCAUCCUAGCCCUGCUUCAUAAUUAGAAUGCAGUGGAUCACUGCCACUGUGUUACAGGUUAGGACCGGCUCCAGAGAGCGACGCACAGGUUAGGACCGGCUCCAGAGAGCGACGCACAGGUUAGGACCGGCUCCAGAGAGCGACGCACAGGUUAGGACCGGCUCCAGAGAGCGACGCACAGGUUAGGACCGGCUCCAGAGAGCGACGCGCACACAGACACAUGACAGACCAUGCAGGGUUAGUUAGGGUGAGCUUUAGACACCGAGUGAUGUGGCUUGUGUUGAAAUGCAAUAAUUUGAUUAACAAUCUGGGAUUCCUGUGUUCAAUGGUACUUAAUGAGAAUACGGUAUUUAUUUGCUCUAGGAGAGGGUUGGGCGCCGACCGUGCCGCUCUGCCAUCAUUUUAUCAUGAUGAAUCACUCUCAUUAGCAGGUCCUGACUCACCUUUUAUUUCAAUUAGCUCCAGAGCCACUGUGGUGUUUGGUAGUGUCAUGUAAUAAAGCAGCAGUGAGCUAUAAGUGCUGCUACUGCAUCUCCUUUCAGAUCGGGGUCUGUUACCACUAGACUGAGGUUUCAGUCGGUGAACUGUGGCUGCACACUAACCUAGUCUCUGUCAAGGGCAUUCCUACUGCCCCUCAAACCCUCAGCGAGCGGCCUGUGAGGUAUUUAAUACAGCAAGGCGGGCUUAUGAGGACACAUACAGAGUGGAGAUUCCGCUCUCUUUCUCCUGCAGGACUUUCUCUCCGUCAUAGUGCGGUGUCUCUACAAAGGGGCUUGUUUUGCAUGGCGGCAUGCGUUCACCUAUCUAUGCCUGUACAUUUAGGCCUCUCUCUGGUUUAAAAUAGAAGCAGUGCCGCGAUCGCAGAGAAAAGCUGUUUGUGGGUGCUGAGGACUGUGGUUGGCACAACUGCACAGGGCUGCUUGUUUACGUCAGAGGCUCCGCCUGUGGGAGAGAAAGGGGAGGGGAGUUUACUAACCUCACGAGGGUCGCAAUUCCUCAUGAGCCAUUCCACCAUUUCGCUGGCAGUUGUGAAAACAAUUCCCCAUCUAGCAUGGGCAGCAGAGCAGAGUGGGCAGGGAGAGGUGGGAUAUUUGGGGUUAGAGUACCUGUGUGCUGGCCUGGGAUCAGGGGUUAUGAGUAGUUGCUAGACAGCCCUGCCUGGUGUUAUGAACACGAUUCUGAUUGUUUCUGUGACCACAUAGAGAAACUAAACUGCACUACCAUAGCUCAGGAGUGUAACUGAAGACAUGGCACAGACUUGGGGCCAGACUGAGUCAAUCAAACCUGCCGGUGUCCAGUAUAUGUUUAAAAAACAACCAUGCCUAUAUGCUAGUGAUGGAGGAAAAAAUCAGUACAUUUACAAUAUUGUCCAAAAAUAAUAUUGGGAUUUAUCAAUAUUUGACUGUAAAAAACUAAAACUAUGAAUAUAUUCACACGUACGUGUAUGUUUUCCUUCUCCUUUAGUUAGCACUAGUGGGCUGUACUUGCUCCAGAAGUUCUGUGUUUUCAACCCAAAGCUUGUUCUCCAUUUCUUUCCUAUUAGUGAGCCAACAUGUCUUCAGCACUUAUUGAUAAACUCGUUUUGUCAUGCUCUCCCUCUGCUGCAGACAUAUGGUGAGCAGUAUGUGUGGAACAUCAAAUCACAAUAAAAUAGAAGUAUCGAAUCGAAAUACAUAUAUAGAAUCGUGAGAAUCUCUCUUAACCGCAGGUAGCCUAGUGGUUAAGAGCGUUGGGACAAUAACCGAAAGGUUGCUGGGUCGAAUCCCCGUGCCAACUAAGUGAAAAAUUGGUCUGCGCUGUUGAGCAAGGCACUUAAUCCUAAUUGCUCCCGUAAGAGCGUCUGCUAAAUGACUAAAAUGGCAAUGUAAAUAUUGUAUUGGCACUUAGUGUCAUUAUUUAUUUUAUUGCCAGGUCCCUGGCAUUUCCCAACCCGUCUAUAUUCACAUGAAAAAUGGGAAGCAUCCACAUGUUAUGGGAGCCCUGGUAUUUUGAAAGUACCAAAAACCAGUCUGCAGUGUACAGUUUCACUACAGGAAAUAUGGAACUAAUUUGAUGCUUAGCUAGCUGCCAGACAUGUUUGUGUAAUUAGUUAUGCUCAACCAACCUCAUUGUUAGUGUAAUUUCCAAAUGUGAGUAGCUGGACUAAAAACUCUGCUUCUUCUUCAUCUUCUAGGUUUCACUCAGACAGCUAGAUCGCUGAAGCCCUGAGCUGGGGGAGCCCUGUCCUCAGCCUCCACUCAACUCACCUGGCUUGCAUUUUACCCAUCAACCCCCUUCUACCACGCAGACUCGCCGCAGCCCAGCCUGUCGUCACUAUGACGUCGGAGCUGGAGAGUAGUCUGACCUCCAUGGAUUGGCUGCCUCAGCUGACCAUGCGGGCAGCCAUCCAGAAGGCUGAUGCCCAGGGGCACCACGGGGGGCCGGGCAUGGGCAAGAAGAGUGCAAUGCUGGACCCCAACACCACUCUGGACCAGGAAGAGGUCCAGCAGCACAAAGACGGCAAGCCGCCCUACAGCUACGCCAGCCUCAUCACCUUCGCCAUCAACAGCUCGCCUAAGAAGAAGAUGACCCUGAGUGAGAUCUACCAGUGGAUCUGUGACAACUUCCCCUACUACCGGGAGGCAGGCAGCGGCUGGAAGAACUCAAUACGGCACAAUCUGUCAUUGAACAAGUGUUUUCUCAAAGUGCCUCGCUCCAAAGAUGACCCAGGAAAGGGCUCCUACUGGGCCAUCGACACCAACCCAAAGGAGGACGCCCUGCCCACACGGCCAAAGAAGAGGCCGCGGUCCGGAGAGCGGGCUUCCACACCGUACACCCUGGAGUCGGAGUCUUUGGGAAUGGACUGUAUGAUCUCUGGAAGUGCCUCUCCAACUCUGGCAAUCAACACUGUGACUAACAAGGUGGCAUUAUACAACCCAGACCAGGAUGGGAGUGACAGCCCAAGAAGCAGCCUUAACAACAGCCUGUCUGACCAGAGUCUGGCCUCCGUCAAUUUAAACAGUGUGGGCAGCGUGCACAGCUACACACCGGUGACUAACCACCCAGAGCCGGUGUCUCAGUCGAUGAGCCUCCAGCAGCCCCUCCAGCCCCAGUACAACAUGCCAGAGAGGGACAAGCAGCUCCUCUUCUCCGACUUUGAAGAUCUCAGUGCCUCCUUCCGCAGCCUUUACAAGUCUGUCUUUGGGCAGUCCUUCAGCCAACAGGGUUUGAUGGGCAUGCCAACGGAAUCGUCCCAACAGACCCACACCUCCUGCUCCUAUCAGCACUCACCCAGUGGCACCAUUAGCACCCAGAACAGCCUGACAAACAACCACUCCAGCAGCGGUGGCCAGGUGCCCCUGUCCCACCCUCCCCAGCUCCCUGGCCAGAACGCCCACCCGGGCCACGGCUCGCCCCACACACAGCACAUCUCCCAGCACGGCCCACACAACCAACAUGGCCAGCACAACCAACACACCCAGCACCAACACCCACAGCACCCACAGCACCCCCAUCACCCUGCACACUCCCAGCAUGGUCAGCACCCAUCACAGCACACGCCGCACCCCUCCCAACACGCACAGCACACCCAGCACCCCUCCCAACACUCACAGCAGCACGGCCAGCACCCCUCCCAGCAGCCGCAUCAGACUCUGGCUCACCAGCCCCAUCCUGCCCAGCAACAGAUGGCCUGCAACACGGGUCUGCCCUCUGACUGGUACCCAAAUCUGGACGCACUGAAAGAGAGCUGCCGUAUUGCCAGCAGUUAUAACUGGGCUGAUGUCGACCUCUCACCUUUUCAAGGACUGAAGGAGAGCAUGAGACUAGCAGAGCAGAACAACUGGGCCCUGGAGCCCACACAGAUCGCAGAUCUCUGCUCAUCUAUCAACCAGUUCUUCGCCCGUACCGGUGUCAUUCAGCCACAGGGGGCAGUGCAGUCCGUACCCGUAUGCCAUGGCUCCAUGCACCCCAACAAGCCCAGCCAGCACAUGGCCACAGGAAAUCUCUACAUGGACUCAAGACAGAGCAUGUCUAUGAUGGGCCCCCCAGGAUACCCCCACAUGCCCCCAAUGAGCAGCGCAGGUCCCACAAUGACAGGACACCAUGCGCAGAUGAACCAGCAGCACAUGAUCUCUCCCAGAAACUUCCAGAUGCACCGCAUGCCAGCUGAUGACAUCCAGGAUGACUUUGACUGGGACUCCAUUGUCUAAUGUUAGAUGUUCUGCCCCUAACAAGGAACGGUCAGGUGGUGCAGAGCAGGUGGAAGUAGGAGGAAGAAGCCAGGCUGAGCUGUAUGCUCUAGCAAGGAGACUGACUGUUGCUGGUGGGAUACAGAACAGAAGAGCAGAUGUUGUUUUGGGAGGAUAGAGGGAGAGACUUCAGAGUGCUGCCAUUUUUACAAACAAAAUGAAACAUACAAAAUAAAUGUUACUUUGAAGACAAUCAUAUUUACUAGGACAUGUUUAAGUGGUGGCUUAUGUGCUUGUCUUGACCAGGCAAGUAGCACACGUUCAUGUCGAAACAAAUCCUCCAGUCCUCGUUCCUCAGCCAUCCCCCUCCCAGCCAGCAGCUUUCCAAAGUUCCCCCAGCUCCCUCCGUAACUGUUGUGUGAUUUGAGCGACUUUUUCCGCUUGUUAUCCUUCUCGUGUUGACUUUAGGCCUCGGCUGCCUCUUGGAUGAGUUUCUCUCUUUAUUCGUUUUUAUUAUUUUAUGGAAAACGCAGGCCGCCUGUGGUGCUUGUUGGUUUGCUUUGGAUGGAACCCCAUUAGUGGGUGUAUUGGUAGGAAGGUUAGGAUCCCCAUUAGUGGGUGUAUUGGUAGGAAGGUUAGGAUCCCCAUUAGUGGGUGUAUUGGUAGGAAGGUUAGGAUCCCCAAUAGUGGGUGUAUUGGUAGGAAGGUUAGGAUCCCCAUUAGUGGGUGUAUUGGUAGGAAGGUUAGGAUCCCCAUUAGUGGGUGUAUUGGUAGGAAGGUUAGGAUCCCCAUUAGUGGGUGUAUUGGUAGGAAGGUUAGGAUCCACAUUAGUGGGUGUAUUGGUAGGAAGGUUAGGAUCCCCAAUAGUGGGUGUAUUGGUAGGAAGGUUAGGAUCCCCAAUAGUGGGUGUAUUGGUAGGAAGGUUAGGAUCCCCAAUAGUGGGUGUAUUGGUAGGAAGGUUAGGAUCCCCAUUAGUGGGUGUAUUGGUAGGAAGGUUAGGAUCCCCAUUAGUGGGUGUAUUGGUAGGAAGGUUAGGAUCCCCAUUAGUGGGUGUAUUGGUAGGAAGGUUAGGAUCCCCAAUAGUGGGUGUAUUGGUAGGAAGGUUAGGAUCCCCAAUAGUGGGUGUAUUGGUAGGAAGGUUAGGAUCCCCAAUAGUGGGUGUAUUGGUAGGAAGGUUAGGAUCCCCAUUAGUGGGUGUAUUGGUAGGAAGGUUAGGAUCCCCAUUAGUGGGUGUAUUGGUAGGAAGGUUAGGAUCCCCAUUAGUGGGUGUAUUGGUAGGAAGGUUAGGAUCCCCAUUAGUGGGUGUAUUGGUAGGAAGGUUAGGAUCCCCAAUAGUGGGUGUAUUGGUAGGAAGGUUAGGAUCCCCAAUAGUGGGUGUAUUGGUAGGAAGGUUUACAAUAACUGAGGUUAUGUUUUGAACAGGGUGUUUUGCAUUGAACUAGGCUUCACAUAAAGAACACAAAUGCUUUAUCAUAGAGCGUUGUCCUUUAACCAACACAUCUGGCCCAUUUUUUGUUUUUUAAGCUAAUUGUGUACAUUCAGAAACAUUACCGGCAGUAUUUGUUGUGGUUUUGUGUCUAUUCUGUUAACAAUGUCAUACCUUUAUCUCCAAUACUCCAAGACUGAAACUGGUAGAUGAAUUCCAGACCUCAUCACCCCCCUUGUCUGGCUUUUUUUUUUCCUUUGUCAAAAUAAUACUUAGACUUAAAGUAGUCUCAUUCUCAAUCACUACAUCCUUCCACUGGUCCCGCAAUCAAUGAGAUUGAUUAUAAUUUCCCUGUACUAGUGUUUUAAGGAAAUAGUUUGUAGUUAAUACACAAAAUGAAUGAGUACAAGUAUACACCUGUAGGUGUCUUUUCAUAUAUUAAACUCAGUGUACAUGCAGCACAAUGAACUGUAGGAUAUUUUCCUGUUAUCUUCUGAUGCAGGAAAUGUACUGAUAUAACUUAAUUACUACAAACAAUAGGAAUGUUCUUCAUUCAGAUGCUAUACGUCCCAAGUCAUCAGAAUCGAUCUCCCAAAUAUCUUGGUUGUGACCGUCAGACUUAAACUGCAAGGCAGAAAAUAUGCUGAAAUACCAUAUAAAAAGGGAACGAGGUGUGUGUGUGUGUGUGUGUGUUUGCCCUAAAAUUACAAUCAUCUGCAUAUGCUAUCAAUGAGCACAAAACAGAUACAGAAAAAAGAGAUGAAAGCAAGGGUUCAAGGCAGAUGUGCAUUUUGCAGGCAGGGUUUCUUAAGUUGAGAAAUGAGCUCUGUCUGGUCAACAGCCAGGUGGAGAUGGAGGAUGGGAGACUAGAGGUUCUGGAAACACUCCUGUCCUCUCUGUCCCUCUUUGUCGUCUUAAUCAGACUGGCCCUGAACCCCAAUCAUGGUGCUGCGUUAAACCUGUAUGGGAGCAGCACAGUUCAUCUUCCCUUUUUCAUUUGUUCCUCCACUAUUGGCCCUUAGAUAAACUAAAUCUUUGGCUGGAUUUUGUUUUACUCCAUUUCUGAAAAUCAUGACAUAGUUUUGUAAUAUCACAUAAACACCGCUGGGGCCAGACACCAAUAUGUCUCUUGUGACAGUGUACAUGUGUAGAUACUGAACCGCCAUUGUCCUUUUGGAACAGGAGGCAGAAGAAGAAGGGAAGCUUGGCUGGAGCUAGUGCUAGUGCUAGCUCUUCUCACAGCUAGCUAUACUGCCAAGCAUAUCUGCAAGGUUUCACAGAUCUUUGAGCAGCCAGUUCGUUAAUACUGCCCAUUGUUUUGAUCUUAAAUGUUUUUUUCUUUCUUUUCCUUUUUCCUUUUCUUACUUCUGCUACUUUUACCUGUACUGGAUUUUCGGUUAGAUUCCCAAAUGUUCAUUGUAUUUGAAAGCGUUGUGUGUGGCUGAUUGUCCUGCCUGUGGAUACCCAUUGAGUGUUUAGUCUGACUGACAAAAUCAGUCAGUCAGCCAGCCAGCCAGCCAUUUAAAGCACAGUCUGAUUGCUCAUUCAGUUAAAAAGCCAAGAUCACUUAAGAUUGUCAAUCAUUGAGCCCUUCAUUAGUGAAGGAGGACUACUUUAUGGAGAAAAGAUCAGUGUAGUGAUUUUUAAUUGACCAUUUGAUUGCUAGUUGAAGUCAGUGUGGGUGCUGCAGACUCUGGGACUCACCUAAGGAAUGGGUGUUUUGAGGAACACAGUGAGAAUAUGGAUAUAAAAGUGAUAGGGAAGUCUUGGCAGCCCAUGGUUUUGUAUGUUGCAUUUCAUCACUGGUAAUGAUGAAGGCACUAAUGAAAAACUCUCGGACAGCCUUAGGGUAUGUAGUAAAUCCACCCCCACAGCUCAGAGGAGAUGGGAUGGGCUGGAAAGAGCUCAUGGAUGUGAUCAGAGGUAAAGAGGAAGGGAAAGACGAUGACUGGAUCACCCUCUUAACUGUGUGUGUGUGCUUGUGUGUCUGUGUGCGAGUGAGUACAUUUUGUUUAAAAAGACAACUCAAUUUUUUAAAUACUGCUGGAGAUGUACCUGCCAGAGAGAUUACUAUGAUAUGAAAAAAGAAAAUAAGCCUUGUUCGCUUGUUACAUUAUGGAGAAAACUGCCAAGAAGUACUGCUGAUUGAGGCCUAUUUUAUUCAGUGCUGGUGUGUUGUUUUGCUUCUUGUAAAUAAAUGUCUUUUCAGUCAUCCCUUUUCCUCUUGGGGGCGGGGCAUCAAGGCAAGGGGUUGGUCUUACUCAUGAGAGGGAAAAGAAUAGAGUAUUUUGUUAUUGUCCAAUCAGAGGGUGAGACCGUAUGUGUAUAUAUCUAUAUUGUAUAUAUGUGAUGAAAAUGUGUUGGCUUUUUGUGACACUACCUUUUACCUGUACUAUGGUUCUACAUUCAGUGUUUCAAUGUUGAUAAUAUAUAUUUUGUUAUGUUUUUCAGUUUUUGAUUUUGUCUUUGUCAUUUCUUGUAUUUGUUUUCUUUUUCUCCUUUUUGUCCUCUUGGUUAUUGCACGGUUUAUUACUUUUGCUGUCCAAUGAGGUGAUACAGCUACUCUUUGUAUUGGUUUAGUGCUGUAAAAUAACUUGUUAUUAGAGUUGUCGAUACCACCCCCAUCCCCAAUAUGCAUGAAUGGCACUUAAACAAAUAAAAUGUUAACUUCACUGUGGAA
Messenger RNA from Oncorhynchus tshawytscha (Chinook salmon), 8794 nucleotides. RefSeq names its product forkhead box protein J3. Gene Ontology annotation, cellular component: nucleus. Gene Ontology annotation, biological process: regulation of transcription by RNA polymerase II. Gene Ontology annotation, molecular function: RNA polymerase II cis-regulatory region sequence-specific DNA binding; DNA-binding transcription factor activity, RNA polymerase II-specific. Lineage: Eukaryota; Metazoa; Chordata; Actinopteri; Salmoniformes; Salmonidae. The record is from RefSeq and is a predicted model, not a curated record. The coding region runs from base 2835 to 4709 and encodes 624 amino acids. The transcript has 12 exons.